Molecule: messenger RNA, 1278 nt
Organism: Anthostomella pinea
Lineage: Eukaryota; Fungi; Ascomycota; Sordariomycetes; Xylariales; Xylariaceae
Source: the annotation of a GenBank genome assembly
AUGUCAGGUUACGGCUAUCCGGGAGGCUACGGUCCGCCACAGCCUCAGUACCAGGGCAACAACUACUACCAACCUCCUCCUCAAGGGUACAACAACGGCUACCCGCCGCCGCAAGCAGGGCAUCCGCCUCCUCAGUCCUACGCCUACAAUCAACAACCUCCGCAACAGCCCUACUACAACCAGAUCGGUUAUCAGGGUCCGCCCCCGCAACAGCACGCCGGCUAUAACCAACCACCGGGCCAGUACGGCAGACCUGGGGUGCCCACCGCGAACUCGAAUGCCUACAACCAUGGCAACUAUAACGCGCCUCCCCCACCACCCACCACUCCGCAACACUUUGGCCACGGCGCCCCUACGGGCUACGCCUUUCAAUAUAGCAAUUGUACCGGCCGGAGGAAAGCUCUGCUCGUUGGCAUAAACUACUUUGGUCAACGGGGACAGCUCCGCGGUUGUAUCAACGAUGUUAGGAACAUGUCAGGCUACCUCGUCGAGAAUUUCGGCUACAAGCGGGAGGACAUGGUCAUACUCACCGAUGACCAGCAGAACCCCAUGAGCCAGCCUACGAAACAGAACCUCCUACGUGCCAUGCACUGGCUUGUCAAGGACGCGAGGCCGAACGACUCGCUCUUUUUCCACUACUCCGGUCACGGUGGUCAAACGAAAGACCUGGACGGUGACGAGGAUGAUGGCUACGACGAAGUUAUCUAUCCCGUAGACUUCCGUCAGGUCGGUCACAUAACCGAUGAUGAAAUGCACCGAAUCAUGGUUCGGCCUCUGCCAUCCGGGGUCCGGUUGACCGCCAUCUUCGACUCGUGCCAUUCUGGUACCGCACUGGAUCUGCCCUACAUCUACUCCACCCAGGGUAUCCUCAAGGAGCCCAAUCUUGCCAAAGAGGCUGGUCAAGGUCUGCUCGGCGUUAUAUCAUCAUACAGCCAAGGCGACCUUGGUGGUGUUGCGACCAACAUCAUGGGCUUCUUCAAGAAGGCAACCGGUGGCGAAGACGCUCACAACAGAGCUAUGGCAACCAGGACUUCAGCAGCAGAUGUCAUUAUGCUUUCCGGAAGCAAAGAUGAUCAGACUUCUGCCGACGCAACUAUUGCGGCCCAGGCUACUGGUGCCAUGUCAUGGGCCUUCAUCACGGCCUUGAAGAAGAAGCCGCAACAAAGUUACGUGCAACUUCUCAACAGCAUUCGAGAUGAGCUGUCCAAACGGUAUACCCAGAAACCACAGUUGUCUUGCAGCCAUCCUUUAAAUACGAACCUGCUGUUCGUAAUGUAA